UGGAAAACGAACCACUUGGAUCCAUUGAAUUUGUGGUAAACAAGUGAAAUAAAAAAUUGUUUAUUAUUAUUAAGUUUAACAAUAAAUCAACAUGUCAAUUAUUUCAACAAAAGUAUUUCGUCCAUUUCAACGACAAAUAAUGUUUGAACAAAAACGUUUUAGAACUAAAAUAAAUAUUCAAAAACCAAGAAUACCACAUUUUACACGUCGUUGUAUGGAAGAAUUUGUAACACCAUAUUAUGAUCCAGUAAGACCAAUAUUGCCAGUUCAUGAUUUAUGUGGAAAUAUACUUGAAAAAAAAGAAAAAUUAGAAAGAAAAGCAACAAUUCAUCAGUAUGAAAUAAUAAUUGGUCGUGAGGUAUUAAAUUGGUUUAAUAAUUCAAAAAUGGUUGCAUUUCUUCAUAAAAAUUCAAUGAAUACAGAAAGUGAAUUUGAAUUUAAUGUUGCAUUGAGACGUGAAAAUAUGUAUUUGAAAUAUUAUGGUAUAAAAACAAUGGAGGCUGGUCUUAAAGGUACAAAAUAUGAAAAUGUUCUUAAACUUUGGGGUGCACCUGGUAAUAUUGUUUUUAGUGAACAACCAAAACUUGAUAAAUUACUUAAAAUUAUGAAAAAAACACCACAAGUAGUUCUCAUGGCUGGUAUAUUGGAUGGUGUUUUAUUGAAUCUCAAUGAUUUUAAAAAAUAUGGAACAAUGGAUUUAACAACAGCUCAAGCUGGACUUGUACAAACACUGAGAACUGCUGGUGGUGGUGAUAUACAUGCAAAAUUAAAUCAACAUCAAAUGACAUUUGUCAAUCGUCUUGAUCAAAUUGGAGAAUCAUUGAAAGACGAAAAUUUGCCACCUAAAGAAACCGAGGCUUAAUUAAUUCAUUAAAUAUUAUUUGUAAAAAAAAAAAACAA
Aphidius gifuensis is the source of this 900-nucleotide messenger RNA. It is a transcript of the gene mRpL10, whose product is annotated as 39S ribosomal protein L10, mitochondrial. The coding region runs from base 92 to 862 and encodes 256 amino acids. The record is from RefSeq and is a predicted model, not a curated record. Gene Ontology annotation, cellular component: mitochondrial large ribosomal subunit. The transcript is spliced from 3 exons. NCBI's taxonomy places the organism in Eukaryota, Metazoa, Arthropoda, Insecta, Hymenoptera, Braconidae. Gene Ontology annotation, biological process: translation. Gene Ontology annotation, molecular function: structural constituent of ribosome.